Messenger RNA from Gaeumannomyces tritici R3-111a-1, 2010 nucleotides. RefSeq lists its product as hypothetical. The record is from RefSeq and is a predicted model, not a curated record. The transcript has a single exon. NCBI's taxonomy places the organism in Eukaryota, Fungi, Ascomycota, Sordariomycetes, Magnaporthales, Magnaporthaceae. Bases 321 to 1616 code for a protein of 431 amino acids.
AGGAAGAAGGCGACCUCUUGGUUUGUCAGUGACUUGGCUUGUCAGUGACUUGGCUUGUCAGUGACUUGGCUUGUCAGUGACUUGGCUUGUCAGUGACUUUCAGGGUGACUCGCUCUCUCGGCUAUCGGCGUCGAGUGGUAGACGGGGAGGAGCGAGGUAGGUACGCAUGUCUUUUUCAACGGCCAGAACAUGAUGUAUGCAAGGUAUAACCUGUUUAUAUAUCCUGCGUGCCAUCUCGCAUCAGAGGGUGCCAUUCUACCAUCAGCCUUUAACCCUGCGAGGUAACUCUGCUGCGACCCCCUCCUUCCCAUCUGUCCAAUAUGGCCACCACCCUCGAGCAGGCGCUGCGGUUCCAGAAGGACCACUCGGUCCUGACACCUCCGACCAGCCCCCCGGACCCUGCGAGCAAGCAUGACCCAGGCGCGGCCGCGACGCCGACCACGGUUCAGUUCGCGCUGCGCAACAACACGUCGUCGGCAAACGUCUUCGCCUACGUCACGGGGCUGGACGUCGGGCGGGACUCGCGCGUGGUGAUGCUGCGGAGCGACGGCCAGACCACGUACUACCCGACCAACCCGGGCGCCGACCUCCAGCCGCUCGGGGACGACUGCGCCAUCCCGCUGGCGGGGCCGGGCCAGACGCGCACCGUCACGGUGCCGCGCAUGGUGGGCGGGCGCGUCUGGUUCGUGCAGGACGCGCGCCUGACCUUCCUCCUCAACCGCGCCGCGGGCGACAAGGCGGCGCUGGUGGAGCCGUCGGUCGUGAACCCGUCGGACCCCAACCGGGAGCUGCGCUGGAGCUUCUGCGAGUUCACGCUCAACGAGACGGAGCUGUUUGCAAACAUCAGCUACGUCGACUUUGUCAGCCACCCGAUCGCGCUGGUGCUCGAGUCGGGCAACGGAGGAAGCACGCAGCGCGUCGAGGGCAUCGAGCCCGACGGGCUGGCGCGCGUGGCGGCCGAGAUGGCGCGGCAGCACGAGCGCGACGGCGCCGGCUGGGACAGGCUCGUGGUGCGGGCGGGCGGCGGCAGCGGCUCGGGCGAGCUGCUGCGCGUCGUCAGCCCCAACACGGGCAUCCACAUGGUCGACGGCCUGUUCAGCGGCUACUACGCCGGCUACGUCGACGCCGUGUGGAAGAAGUAUGCGUCCGCCGACCUGGUGGUCAACACGCAGGCGCAGUGGGGGGACAAGAAGGGUCGCGUCGUCGACGACAAGCUGGUCUUCUCGGCCGACGUCGGGGCCUUUCCCCGGCCCAGCGCCCGCGACAUCUUCUCGUCCGACUCGGGGGCGCUCGCGCCGCCGCCGGGGUCGGACCCGCCCGUGGCGCGCAACGUGGCGGCGCGGCUGGCGGCCGCCUUCAACCGGGCCACGCUGCUGGUCAACGCCGCGCAGCCCCAGGGCGAGGUACCGGCGACGUACUACCGCGAGGCCGUCUGCAACCACUACUCGCGCGUGCUGCACGAGGUCAACACCGACGGCCGCGGCUAUGCCUUCCCCUACGACGACGUCGGGCCGAGCGGCGGGUCCGAGCAGGCGGGCACUGUGGCCGACAGCAACCCCAAGCUGUUUACCAUCAUCCUGGGUGGACGCCGGGGUGCCAUGGCGCACAAGCUGUAGGGGUUUGGCAUUUGUGUGUGUUUGGAUAUAUUUUUCUUCUGCUUUGUGUAUGAUUCUGUAUCGUUUGCUUUCGCCUGUCACUCCUUCUCUCAUCCCAUGGCAUCACCACUUUGGCACGUCACUCACUGUUCAUGUAAUAUCACCCAGCCGUCCAAGCAUUUGGAGCUCGUUCCGAGCCGCGAAUCAAGCGCCAAACAGCUCGUUCCAAACAGCCCGUUCUUGGUCUUGGUCUUGUCCAGUGGCUGAAGUGAAUGCGGGAUUACCCCACAUGCCAUUUUUAGCGUGGGCUGACUGACGUAAUGGUUGACCCCUUGACCCCAGCUCGUCCCGCCGAGACAUACGUCAUGCCCAUCGCCAGCACGUGCUGUGACGCCGUCACCCUUCCCAGGACGAG